Alligator mississippiensis (American alligator) is the source of this 502-nucleotide messenger RNA. RefSeq names its product serum amyloid A protein. The coding region runs from base 11 to 397 and encodes 128 amino acids. Lineage: Eukaryota; Metazoa; Chordata; Crocodylia; Alligatoridae. The record is from RefSeq and is a predicted model, not a curated record. The transcript has 3 exons.
CAAGUGAACUAUGAAAUUCCAUAUCAGUGUGCUGCUGUUUUCCCUGGUCUUGCAGGCCAGUGCCCAGAUCUGGCUCUCUAAGGUUGCAGAAUUCCUAAAGGAGACAGAUAAAAGUCUUACGGAGAAGCACAAAGUAUACAAGAACAUGUGUGCAGAGAAUGAUAUAAAUUGUGAUAAAUACCAGUAUUUCCAUGGUUCUGGGGAAUCUGCUACACAGAGCAAGCAUGGUGAGGCCUGGGCUCUAAAACCUAACAGUGAUUUCUGGAAGAACUGGCAAAUGGGUUGUGGCAGUGGUGACAUUGAUGUUGGUGGCAGUAGCGACACUGGUGAUGAUGGCAGUGGAGCAGAAGACACACUUGCAGUCAAAAAAGAAAGAGACCGCAACUGGUCCAAAUGAGCACACUUUCCCUGGGACUAUUAAAGCUGCCUGUAAACCACUGCAGUUUUUUUUUCUAUUUUUCCUACCUGCUUUGCAAAACUGAAUAAAGAAAAGCUGAAUGUG